Molecule: messenger RNA, 5848 nt
Organism: Coregonus sp. 'balchen'
Lineage: Eukaryota; Metazoa; Chordata; Actinopteri; Salmoniformes; Salmonidae
Source: the annotation of a GenBank genome assembly
AUGGAGCAGUUUCUGUGUGUCCUGGUGCAGUGUCUGUCUGUCAUGGAGCAGUAUCUGUGUGUCCUGGAGCAGUAUCUGUCUGUCAUCGAGCAGUGUCUGUCUGUCAUGGAGCAGUAUCUGUCUGUCCUGGAGCAGUGUCUGUCUGUCAUGGAGCAGUGUCUGUGUGUCCUGGAGCAGUGUCUGUGUGUCAUCGAGCAGUGUCUGUCUGUCAUGGAGCAGUGUCUGUGUGUCCUGGAGCAGUGUCUGUGUGUCAUCGAGCAGUGUCUGUCUGUCAUGGAGCAGUAUCUGUGUGUCAUGGAGCAGUGUCUGUGUGUCAUGGAGCAGUGUCUGUCUGUCAUGGAGCAGUGUCUGUCUGUCAUCGAGCAGUGUCUGUCUGUCAUGGAGCAGUGUCUGUGUGUCAUGGAGCAGUGUCUGUGUGUCCUGGAGCAGUGUCUGUCUGUCAUGGAGCAGUGUCUGUCUGUCAUGGAGCAGUGUCUGUGUGUCCUGGAGCAGUGUCUGUGUGUCCUGGAGCAGUGUCUGUGUGUCAUGGAGCAGUAUCUGUGUGUCAUGGAGCAGUGUCUGUCUGUCAUGGAGCAGUGUCUGUCUGUCAUGGAGCAGUAUCUGUGUGUCAUGGAGCAGUGUCUGUCUGUCAUGGAGCAGUGUCUGUGUGUCCUGGAGCAGUGUCUGUGUGUCCUGGAGCAGUGUCUGUCUGUCAUGGAGCAGUGUCUGUCUGUUAGAGAGAGAAAGAGACAGGAUGCUAGGUUGAUGAGAUCAUUUCUGAGACUUGUGUGAUUUGGUGAGUUUAAAAAGCACUCAUUUGUGAGACUUAGAUUGAAUGAUUUCCCACUGGGAAAUGAGGAUUGAGAAGAGAACUCCACAUUAAUUGUGUACAUAUGUGAAGUCUGUCACGCCCUGGCUCUGGGACUCUGUUAUGUUGAGUCAGGUUGUGUUGUUUCUUUGUGUUUUGUGUGCUAGGGUGAUAGUCUAGUUUUGUAUUUCUAUGUUGGCCAGGGUGGCUCCCAAUCAGAGACGGCUGUAGCUCGUUAUCUCUGAUUGGGAGCCAUACUUAGGUAGCCGUUAGGCAUUCAUUUGGUGUGGUUUCUUGUUCCGUAUGGUUUAUUUUGUAGCCAAGGACUUCACGUUUCGUUAUCGUUUGUUGUUUUGUUCGUGUGAUCAUAAUAAUUAAAGGAUGUUCACAUUCCACGCUGCGCAUUGGUCCUCUCUUCCCGACGAUCGUGACAGACGAAACCACCAAAACUGGACCAAGCAGCGUGUCCAGGAGCCAUCGCCAGGGGAAUCUCUAGCGGAUCUCCUGUGCCACCUCGACUGGGUCAAGCCGUGUGAGGAGGAGAGAGGCUGGAGUUGGAAGCAGAAGAGCGAGAGUUGGGCGAGAACUAUGGAGGCCUGGUCCACGGGGAGGAGAGACACCCAGAAAAUGUUUAGGGGGGGGCUCACGCCAUGGACGAUGGGGCAGCAGGAGGCCGCGAUAGAGCGGUUAGCAGAGGAGGCCGCCAGGUUACGGGGGCCACUGGUCACCAAGGGGAAGGAGAGUGUAGAGGCACGGCGAGAGGUACUGGGGUGUGUUACCAGCCCGGUCCGGCCCGUCCCUGCUCCCCGCACCAAGCCUGUGGUGCGCGUCGUCAGUCCGGCACAGCCCGUGCCUGUUCCACCGGUGCCUGGUCCGGCACCGGUCAGCUGCUCCACUCCGGAGCUAGAGCAAUCCGCUCCACCAGUGUUCAGUCCAGCUCCGGCCAGCAGGGCCAGACCGGACCAGGGGCGCUUUGGGGGGUUGGUUGGAGGGUGGGGGUCAAGCCCGGAGCCGGAACCGCCUCCGAGGAGGAAUGCCCACCCGGCCCUCCCCUGUUCGGUUUAUGUUUGGCGCGGUCGCAGUCCGCGCCUUUGGGGGGGGGGUACUGUCACACCCUGGCUCUGGGACUCUGUUAUGUUGAGCCAGGGUGUGUUGUUUCUUUGUGUUUUGUGUGCUAGGGUGAUAGUCUAGUUUUGUAUUUCUAUGUUGGCCAGGGUGGCUCCCAAUCAGAGACGGCUGUAGCUCGUUAUCUCUGAUUGGGAGCCAUACUUAGGUAGCCGUUAGGCAUUCAUUUGGUGUGGUUUCUUGUUCCGUAUGGUUUAUUUUGUAGCCAAGGACUUCACGUUUCGUUAUCGUUUGUUGUUUUGUUCGUAUGAUCAUAAUAAUUAAAGGAUGUUCACAUUCCACGCUGCGCAUUGGUCCUCUCUUCCCGACGAUCGUGACAAAGUCACACAAAGUCUAAGAUUGAAGGUGUUUGUGAAGUUAGAUCCUCUGAAGGUGUUUGUGAAGUUAGAUCCUCUGAAGGUGUUUGUGAAGUUAGAUCCUCUGAAGGUGUUUGUGAAGUUAGAUCCUCUGAAGGUGUUUGUGAAGUUAGAUCCUCUGAAGGUGUUUGUGAAGUUAGAUCCUCUGAAGGGGUUUAUGAAGUUAGAUCCUCUGAAGGGGUUUGUGAAGUUAUAUCCUCUGAAGGUGUUUGUGAAGUUAGAUCCUCUGAAGGUGUUUGUGAAGUUAGAUCCUCUGAAGGUGUUUGUGAAGUUAGAGCCUCUGAAGGUGUUUGUGAAGUUAGAUCCUCUGAAGGUGUUUGUGAAGUUAGAUCCUCUGAAAGUGUUUGUGAAGUUAGAUCCUCUGAAUGUGUUUGUGAAGUUAGAUCCUCUGAAGGUGUUUGUGAAGUUAGAUCCUCUAUCUUUUUUGGUAUUUACUUUUCUAUCUAAAAGACAGUCUAAGACUUUGGAGUGAAGUUUCUAGUGGAGUUAAAAGGCACUACACAAUGAUCAUGAGCCUUGCCCCUGUUGUCCUCUGGCAUGUGGCUAUUACCAUAUAUAAAUAACUCUGUCCAUUUACUUUGUCAAGUAAGCUUCCAGUGUAUUCCACUGCAAGACAAAACAGAGGGUUAUAGGACCCGGUCAAAUCAACAACACAGAAAAGUUAUAGGGUCCCAGUCAAUCAGACAAAACAAGGAAAGUUAUAGGCCCGGUCAAUCAGACAAAACAGAAAGUUAUAUGCCCAGGUCAUCAGACAAAACAGAAAGUUAUAAGGCCCAGGCAAUCAGACAAAACAGAAAGUUAUAGGGCCCAGUCAUCAGACAAAACAAAAGUGAUAGCCCAGGUCACCAGUACAAAACAAAGUUAUAGGGCCCAGGUCAAUCAACAAACAGAAGUUAUAGGGCCCAGUCACUGCAAGACAAAACAGAGGGUUAUAGGGACCCAGGGUCAAGCAGACAAAACAGAGGGUUAUAGGACCCUGGUCAAUCAGACAAAACAGAAAGUUAUAGGGCCCAGGUCAAUCAGACAAAACAGAAAGUUAUAGGGCCCAGGUCAAUCAGACAAAACAGAAAGUUAUAGGGCCCAGGUCAAUCAGACAAAACAGAAGGUUAUAGGGCCCAGGUCAAUCAGACAAAACAGAAGGUUAUAGGGCCCAGGUCAAUCAGACAAAACAGAAAGUUAUAGGGCCCAGGUCAAUCAGAACAUUACAGGAAGUUAUAGGGCCCAGGUCAAUCAGAACAUUACAGGGCCCAGGUCAAUCAAGUCAGCUAACUGUGCUGCGGGGAACAUUGAAAAAUAUCAUACCUCUUCAAUACAAGAAUGAAUGUUGGGAUUCAUGUACUCAACUAAACAUUGUUCACAAAUACUUUAUUUUAUUAGAGAUUAACUAUCCAUAGUUUAUUAUCUAUAAAACUUCAGCACGUAUCACUCCAAGCUGUAGUGUUCAAUCUUAUUUCGUGGCUAAAUAUAGUUCUUCAAAAGCACAGCAUUUAUAAUCCAGAUUGAAUGAUUGAUAUCUAAUCUUCGUAACCUUUCUCCCUCAGUUUAAUCCUGUCUCUGGAAGCCAAACUCAACAUGCUACACAACUACAUGAAUGUGACAUGGAUCAGGAUACCAUCUGAGACCAGGGUAACAGUCCUCAUUCUCUUCCACAUGGUUUAUGACAUUCAGUAAUGGUUGUAAACUGAUUGAGCUUCCUCUCCCCCCCCUUCUCAUCCCUCCCUCCCUCCCUCCCUCCCUCCCUCCCUCUCUCCAGGCUCCCCUGGCCCAGCCGGAGUCCCCCACGGCGUCCCACGGGGGCGAUGACGUCCAGUCUCUAGCCGACUCCAUGGACUCCGACCGCGACUCCGUCUGCAGCAACUCCAACGUCAACAACGGCAAGGUCUCCACGAAGGAUCCCAAGGAGAAGACGGAGAGGCGACUGCAGCAGCGUAAAGACAAGGACAAGACCAGGACGGACUCUGUGGCCAACAAGCUGGGCAGCUUCAGCAAGACCCUGGGCAUCAAGCUGAAGAAGAACAUGGGAGGUCUGGGAGGGCUGGUCCACGGAAAGAUCAACCGCUCCAACUCUGGAGGCAACGGCCGGAACAACGGAGGAGGUGGGGGCAACGGAGGAGGGGGUGGCAACGGAGGAGGGACAGAGAAUAACGGAGAGAAGAAGAAAGAGAAAAAGGAAGGCAAAGCCCGGAAGGACGGAGCAGGAGGAGGAGGAGAGAAGGAGGGGCAGUCUGGCCAGUCUGCGAGUACGUCGUUCUCCUCGGACAAGACCACCAGCCCGUCUCCCACUGAGCGUCCCCCAGGCGUGCCCUCCCCUCCCGGGGAACGGGACAGGGACAGGGGGGGUCUCCUGGCCAGGCUGGUGGGGGAUAAGGCCCUGUCGGAGCACUGGAAGUACAGCACAGACGUCAAGCUGAGCCUCAACAUACUGAGAGCCGCCAUGCAGGGCGAGAGGAAGUUCAUCUUUGCUGGCCUUCUCCUCACCUCCCACCGCCACCAGUUCCACGAGGAGAUGAUCUCCUUCUACCUGACCUCCGCUCAGGAGCGCUUCUCUGCCGAGCAGGAGACUAGGAGGAAGGAAGGAGAGAAGAAAGCUGCAGCUACGACCACGACUACUACGACCAACGGGCUGAAGAAACCAGAGCAGGAGAGCGCCCCUCACCGGGAGAGGGAGAGGGAGAGGGAAAGAGAGAGAGAAAGGGAGAGAGAGAGAGAGAGGGAGAGGGAGCGAGACGCAUGCACCCCUCCUCCUCCUCCCUCCUGCCCUCCUCCUCCUACUCCCCUUCCCCAGGACUUCAUCUCUUCCCCAGCCAGACACCACCAAAGCCAUACCCCUCACAUCCCCCCUCAGAUUGCCCUGAAGAUGCAGGGCCGCCACAGCCCCUCGCCCCACUCCUCCCCUAGCAACGGUGCUACCAGGAGAACCGGGUCCGUCCCCCCUGUCCCAGGCCCCGUCCCAACUACAGUCCCAGUGUCGGCCCACUACAGCCAUACCCCUCCCAUCCAGAGGUCCAGUAUCAUCCACCUGAGAGACGUCAACCUCCAUACCCCCCAGGCCCCCAGCUUCCAGCCGGACGACCCCCAGCCCAGCUACCAGCCUCCUCUGGUGGGCACCCUGAAGACCUGUGCCACUUACCCCCAGCAGAACCGCUCCCUGUCCUCCCAGAGCUACUCUCCAGCCCGCUUGUCUGGGGUCCGUUUGGGCACCGGGGUCAACCACACCCACCCGGGGGUCCCAGGCACCACGGAGCCCUACAACAUGCCUGGGGAGCACAAGUCCCACACCUAUACCAACGGCUUCAACGCUAGCGACAUACAGGACUGUCUGGAGUUUGCCGACGCCGACUCGCCUCAGACCUGGGGGAGCAGUAGCGUCACCAGGACGGGGUCAGGGUCCGACAAGGUCAAAGGUCAGAUCGGUGGCGCUGGGGGUUGCCUGGUGUACUGCCUGCAGCAGAGGAGGUGCAAGAGGGAGAACUGCUCCUUCUACGGGCGACCGGAGACAGAGAACUACUGCUCCUUCUGCUUCAAGGAGGAUCUGAAACGCAGGGAGAGGGAGGCCAAGGCACUCAGUAGGCCUGGAUAG